Anopheles nili is the source of this 1090-nucleotide messenger RNA. RefSeq lists its product as uncharacterized. Gene Ontology annotation, molecular function: structural constituent of chitin-based larval cuticle. Bases 1 to 921 code for a protein of 306 amino acids. NCBI's taxonomy places the organism in Eukaryota, Metazoa, Arthropoda, Insecta, Diptera, Culicidae. Gene Ontology annotation, cellular component: chitin-based extracellular matrix. The record is from RefSeq and is a predicted model, not a curated record. The transcript has 3 exons.
AUGAAGUUGCUUAUAGUGUUCGCAACCUGCCUCCUGGGAGCCACCCUGCUCGAAGCAUCCCCACUGAAACAAAGUACUCCACGUGCCCUCGUCACCAGUCGAGCGGAUGUAGUGGCCACGGAUGCGACCAAAGAAAAACCCCACUACAUGAUCCGCGUGAUGCCGAAGGACGACGAGAUGGAGGACCUCUCGAAGUUGGUAGAUUUUUUCGCGAUUGGGGAGACCGGCUCGCUCAGCGCAUCAACCGGCUCUCCCCACACGACAUCCUACGGUUCCUAUAGCCCGUCACGGGAUGAUCUGACCGAACCGCUGCUACCACCGCCGGUGGAGCAAAGCGAACCGAACUAUUACGCCGCCAAGCCAAAGAAAACCAAGGGCAAGAAGUACAUUCCGACGCAGAAACUGAUCAACCUGAAGAACGCGGACACGGUCGAGAAGCACGCCAACGAAAAGUCCCGCCAGGCUAGCACGGAGCGGCCGGAAUCGAGCGAUGAGGACACGUUCUUCCUCGAUGCGAUCGAUCUGGACAAGCUGCUGGCUAGUGCGUUGCUUGGGGAACAGGAUGCUCGCGCGGAAGCGACCGGCAUUGAGGGUCGUUCAUUGCUGCCACUUCGCCUCGAUGAGCUGAACCAUGGCGAGUUUGUGCCCAGCCGGACCCGGCGAGUGGAUCAGUACACGCGACGUGUGGCUGGCGAGGAUGAAGGUGCUAGAAUCGAUUUUCAAAUGCAUGGCCACCACGGGCCGAACAGCUACAAGUUUGGCUAUGACACGGGUGAAGGGAAGAAUCGUCAGUUCCACGUAGAAGAGCGCGACAGUAAAGGUAACGUCCGGGGCCGGUACGGUUACUACAUGCGAUCUGGAAAGUUUCGCAUUGUUAACUACAGCUCGUCGCCGGAGACGGGCUUCCGGAUAGAGCCGUAAGAACGGAUUGCAAUCGGGGCCCCUCGGCCACAAAACCAUUCCACGUUACCUGCGCCGUGUGUGCGUAUUUUAUUUAUUACUUUACGUUACUCUGUACCUUUUUUUACAUCACCAACAAGUAGUUUUUACAUAGCCAUCCGUUUCGUUUAUGGCCACUAGAGCAAAGUAA